UUAUAGGUCGCUCGUAAGCUACUAUGAUGGCUGUUCGGGUCAGAACAGAAACAAGACGAUAGUUGCCCUCUACGCCGAGCUACACCGCACGGGCGUUUACGAGGUACUUAACCACAAGUACCUCGUGAGGGGCCACACGUUCCUUCAAAAUGACAGAGACUUUAGCCAGAUCGAGAAGAGAAAGAAAAGCGCAGUGGUGUACUUACCAGAGGACUGGUGUAAAGUCGUCAGAGAGGCGAAUACAGUGAAACCGUUCGUGGUACGCGAAAUGAGGCAGCCUGACUUCAAAGGCUGGAGGUCCUUCUUGGAAUCCAGGUACCAACCGAUAGCGAAGGACCGGGAUGGGAAGCGCGUCCGAAUCCUCGACGCGCAUUGGUUAAACUUUGGUUGGGGAGAGGAGAAAGAUCCUAUCACUGGGCAAUCCCAAAUGGUCCACCAUCCAGACGAAGUUUGGGUAAGGUAUGGGUUUUCCACAGAUGAACCCUGGAAAAAGGUAAACAUCCGGCGCCGCAGACACCAAACAGAUGCCAACCAAGCACACGGCCGCCUCUAUCCUGCUCGUUUGAAGGUGGUCCCAGCCAAACUGGAAGACCUGCAACAAAUAGCUGCCUUCGUCCCUGAGCCCUAG
Molecule: messenger RNA, 628 nt
Organism: Pocillopora verrucosa
Lineage: Eukaryota; Metazoa; Cnidaria; Anthozoa; Scleractinia; Pocilloporidae
Source: RefSeq, a predicted model, not a curated record